UCAGCAUCAGCAUCAUCAGAUGCGCGCAGAUCACGCCAAACAGCGCACUGGUUUACCAGCAGGUGUGUGUGACCGAAACACAAGAUAAUCGAUAUCUAUACAUCGCCACCUAUGUGUGUUCUUGAUAUCUGACUCGCAUUUCUUCGGAUCAGCGAUAGGACCGUUUUGAUGGUUUGAUUCCCAGCGGGCGUUAUCAGUCAGCGUGGCCGCGAAAAGGAGACGGAAUCAAGCGAGAUCAUAUUUAAUAUCCGCUUCUCCAGCGUCUGUGGAUGGGCUGCGGACAUCUGCAUCUGCAGUCUCUGUUUUUGAGUCACUAAGAAGAUGGCGGACAGGGCAGAGAUGUUUUCUCUCUCCACCUUCCACUCCCUCUCUCCUCCGGGAUGCAGGCCGGCUCAUGACAUCAGUCUGGAGGAGUUUGAUGAUGAAGAUCUGUCUGAAAUUACAGAUGACUGUGGCAUAGGCCUCAAUUAUGACUCUGACCCAUAUGAGAAGGACUGCUUAAUUUUGGAAAAGAAUGAUUUCCACCAUCCAGUGUGCUCAUUCCAAGAUGACUUCCAAGAGUUUGAGAUGAUUGAUGAUGAAGAUGAAGACGAUGAGGAUGAAGAAGAGGAAGCAGAUCCCGAUGCUCCUCCUUCACCAUCAGCAUCUCCUCCUCCAUCACCUACUCUGGGAACGCUCAAGAGCCGCCCGACCACUCUGAACCUGACUGCGCCAGUUUCACAGGACUCCCUGAACAACAACAGCAACGUGUCUCCACGGAAGUCAAGCUGGCAGGAUUCUCUUCGAAACUCAACUUCACAGGGAUGUUUGUCUCCAAACCACUCAUGCCUUGAGGAUGGUUCCCAUGUGACCGCCACGUGCCCAGGGGCUCCAGAGACCACCGGCUCUGCCAAAGGUACACCCUCAAACCCAUCAGGACAUUGUGGUCUCCAUCAGUCACCUGGGAGACCACUGCUGUACGACUUUGAGGGCAACAGGAGAGAGCGACCUGAGUAUGGCUCCUUUGGUCAACACAACUCAUCAAGUGGCUCUGAGGCAACUGAGGUGAAACCUGAUGUUGAGGAAUCAACUCUUAGCGAGCUUGUCCCCUCUGUGGAUGACUGCACCUCCCAGUGCUCUGACACUGAGGUUGACCAUGACUUAAAUGGCCAUGCCAAACGUCGACCUUGCCGCUCUCGACCCAAUGACACUUAUACAGUGACCACAGAGACCGCUGAUGACCCAGAGCUGGAAAACGAUGGCACCAGUAGAUGUCUUUCAUCAACAGCACCUCUUGGUAAUGAUGCUGAGACUCCUCUAUCGGAUGAGGAGCUGGACAAAGAGUUUGACAUUGACUUCAUGUGUAAGGAGAGCUAUGAUCAAACCUGCAAGGAUGCUGAGGGCUCUUCUUACAUUGAGUUCCCCUGCAUUGAACCGACUGAGUCCAUCUCUGUCUCCAGCUAUGUGUCAUCCAGUCGGUCAGAUGUCCUUGAUGCUAUGGAUGAACCUCGAAACAUGCAUCAGGGUCAAGCUGCUGCUGAAAAUGACACUUCUCCUUCUUCUGAUCCUGGUAUAGCUGACAUGAAUGCUAAACGCUAUGCAGAGUCAGACCGACACAGUGAUGACCUUAGCUCUCCUGGAUCAGACUCUGAUAUCGAAGGGGAACUUGAGGAAGCAUUUGCUUGUGGUGGUCCACUUGCUAGUAACAUGAUUUCCUCCAUCUCAGAGACAGAGCUAGACCUGACCAGUGAAUCCAGCAGUGGACGUUCCUCGCACCUCACCAAUUCCAUUGAAGAAGCCAGCUCUCCAACUUCAGACCAAGAACUGGACCAGGAGCUGGAUACUGAGCAGGACAGUGGUAUUGUAGGUCUAAAGGCAUCUCUUCUUCUGGGCCAGCCUGACCCAAUCAAACAAGACCCUUUACCAGGGUUGGAUCCCAGCUCAGACAUGUUACAACUAGAUGACGGGCAAGCUCUUAUGGGUCUGCAGAACGUAGAUGAUGAACAGGGAUAUGAGCACCAGGCUGAUCCGGAUGAGACUCUUCCCCCUGCCAUCCCCUGUGAGGAUAGCAGUUCUCAGCAGUUGUUGUUAAAGAUUGAGCCUGACCACAGUCUUGAAAGCUUCAAACGCUCCUUCUACUUGCCGGUUGGCCCCAAACUCAUGCCUUCUGUGGAUGACUAUGAUGGUAACAGCGAGGGAGACUCUGAAUCAGAGUCUGAGGAUGAGCUCAGUGAAAACUCUGACUCUCCUUGGCUUCUUAGUAACCUUGUCAACAGAAUGAUCUCAGAAGGCUCCUACCCAAUCAGCUGUCCUGAAGAGUGCUUCAAACGCUCAGCCUCCAUCUCUGACACCAUCUCACCCUCAUCUGAUCUGGAAACAGAUGCUUUCAAUGAGACCGAUGGUUGCAAUUUCCAAAAACAGAAGUCUGAAGAAAAGUCCCAGGAGGUGAAAUCUGAAAUGUCAGAGGCAAGAGUGGUGGAAGAGAAGGAAAGAGAAGUCAGUUGUGAAUCUGAAGAGGGUCAAAAAGAAAGCAAGAGAAGGGACUCUUGUCUGUAUAUGAGCAACCCCACAUAUGGUACUGUUACGCCUGUCUUCACUGAAAGAUUUGAAUCGAGGACAAAGAAUUAUGAAGCAGAGGAUUUCCCAUCCCAGAACUCACUGAAAAACAAGCAGAAAGAGGAAGAGGAAGAGCCUAACAAUGAUUUGAUGAUGGAGAGAAUGAAGGAGCUGGAUUCUCCCAGCUUGAGUGAGAGCAUAAUAAGUGACAAGGAUGAGGGACGGGAGACAAAGGUUGAUCCACUCACUUUGCAGCGAAUCACAGAAGUGAAAAACAGCCUUACUUUGGACCUUCCAACAGCACAGACCAAUCACUGUUUCAGUCUUACUUACUCUACGGAUAACGAUGAAGAUGAGCAAGAUACCUCUCCUUUUCUGGAUGAUCUUCACAAGAUACCUUCACCUUAUGGAAAUGAGACUUACUUGGAUAGUUCUCCACCUAUUGAUGAGAGUGUGCGAGAGUUGAGGAACGGAACCUCUGACCGACCCAUUGAUGACUCCUUGGCAUAUGAUUCAAUGAAGUACACCCUUGUGGUGGAUGAAAAUACGACACUGGAGCUGGUGAGUCUUAAGCGCUGCACCUCUGUUCUCAGUGAUGACAGUGAUGGACUCUCUACUAUCUGUGAUGAAGACGUGGCUGAUGAAGAUGAUGACAUUUAUGGGCGGGGCCAGAUGGUACGAGGCAUGAGACCUAAUUUGCUAUUAAGCUCCUCUGAAGAAGACUCCUCCCCUGAGGCAGAUUUGCCUUUCUCAAAGAAGUUUCUCAAUGUGUUUGUCAAUGGCACAUCACGGUCCUCCAGCACAGAGUCCUUUGGGCUUUUUUCGUGCACUAUAAAUGGAGAAGAAAGAGAUCAGACCCACAGAGCAGUCUUCAGGUUCAUCCCACGACAUGCUGAUGAGCUGGAGUUAGAUGUUGAUGAUCCGUUAUUCGUUGAGGAAGAGGAGGAUGAUUACUGGUACCGUGGGUACAACAUGCGCACAGGGGCCAGGGGGAUUUUCCCAGCGUACUACGCCCACGAGGUUGUUGGGCAAACAAAAGACCUGAUGACAAUGAAGAGGAACCCUGCUUGGAUGGAAAGUUUCCGAGUGCAGUUCCUGGGUUCGGUGGAAGUUCCUUAUCACCAGGGCAAUGGCAUCCUGUGCGCCGCCAUGCAGAAGAUUGCCAUGGCAAGGAAGAGGACGGUGCAUCUUCAUCCCCCUUCUAUUUGUGAGCUGGAAAUAAGCCUGCAGGGUGUGAAACUAGUCAUGAGUUUGGAUGAUGAAUACGACCUUUCAGGGGAGUUCGACAGAUGUAGUCACUUCUUCCAAAUGAAAAACAUCUCAUUUUGUGGAUGUCAUCCUAAAAACAACUGUUAUUUUGGUUUCAUCACCAAACACCCGAUGUUGAACAGGUUUGCGUGUCAUGUUUUCGUCUCUCAGGACUCCAUGAGACAUGUAGCUGAGUGCGUGGGACGGGCCUUCCAGGAGUACUAUCAAGAGCACUUAGAAUACGCCUGUCCUACCGAAGACAUCUACCUAGAGUAAAAGAGGAAAAAAAGUCACCGCUGUCCCUCACGACAGAUGUCUGUUCCUGGGCUCGAGACGCCUUCUCUAAUGUAACAUAGGCUUCAUCUCUUUAUUCUCUCCCUCAGUUUCUCUCGUUCCCUCGUCAUGAACUGAGCUCAAAUCCUCUGCAUAGGCUCUUAGUGGUCUGUCUGUUCAUUUCCACAUCUAUCCAUUCAGUUUCUUCUCUUCAUUGAGACGGAUUGCUUGUUUAUUUGACUUUUCUACUAUAUAAUUAGGGACAUGGUUUCAGGGGUGGAUACAUCUGUUCCUUUUUUUCCUUUUUUAUAAUAUAGUCCUGGUUUAGAAAUGGAAAACUUCACACGUUUGAAUGCAUGGCUUUGAGGGUUAUGCUCACAAACACACACACAAACAUACGACAAAUGUUUAAAAGCGAAAGGCGAUCACAGGUUUGAAUCCGAAGACCAGGAUUGUUUGUAAAUAUGUAUUUGUCCGAUUCUGAUACAUUGCUGUACUGGGUUUGUACUUUGAAAAAACAAACAAACAAAAAAGGACAAGGCAGUAGGACGUGACCUGGAGUCGUCAAUAGGUCUACAGAUUGUCUGUUCCAAUGUAGUAGAAGAUUUAAUGUACGUUUCUGAUUUUACCGCGGUGUAAAUACUGUACAAUUAGGGACGGUUGUAGGUGAAUACAGAUGCUUCGUUACAUCACGGUAUGCAAGUAUCCUGCUCCAUCUGUCUGCGAUUGAAGCGUGGGACUGAUUGCAGGUUGGCAGGCUGGGGGAAUGUGGAUCUGGCGGUGGUUCGAUAUCUAUUUUUUUGUGGUAGGAUAUAAAGCAACAAAAUUUAUUGCGAUAAAUGAUAUUAUUGCUUACCUGCCAACAUCUCUCCCUGAAAAUCCAGGAGACCUUAGGUUAGGUUCGGGGGUGAGGUGUCUGAAUAACACUGUUAAGAACCAGGUACUGUGUAUUGUGGUGUUAGUUACUACUAUGAAGCGUGUUUCGGGCUGCCGCUGCAAUCGGAUCCUAUACUAAUGUUGGCACCCCGGGGUUUCACAGACCGUACCAA
Molecule: messenger RNA, 5105 nt
Organism: Danio aesculapii
Lineage: Eukaryota; Metazoa; Chordata; Actinopteri; Cypriniformes; Danionidae
Gene: mapk8ip2
Product: mitogen-activated protein kinase 8 interacting protein 2
Exons: 13
Coding region: 322-4059 (1245 amino acids)
Biological process (GO): regulation of JNK cascade
Cellular component (GO): cytoplasm
Molecular function (GO): protein binding
Source: RefSeq, a predicted model, not a curated record